AUGUCCAAUGUGCCUUCAUCUAGAUAUGCUGCUGCGAUAUCAGCCCUUUCCCUCAGUUUACCUGCUGUUAACCCCAACCCACCCCUUACCCUCAGUUCAUCCACUGCCCCCGACCCACCGCUUACCCCCAAAUCCCUUACCCCUAAACCACUAGUGGCCCCUACCCCCAAACCACCCCUUACCAUCAAACUACCAUCAUAUCCCCCUUCACCUGAGAUUUUGGGAUCAGAUGACGAGGAACAGGAGAAUCCAUCUGAUUACUGUAUAGGUACUUCACCAGUGUGCCGAAUAUCACCAAACAACAGUACAAUAAUGUGUGGUAGGAGAUUAUUAUACAGUUUAUUGUUGAUCAGAAAGAGGUUUCACUGUUCAUUGUAGGUGGCUACUACCCGGUGGAAAUUGGAGCAAUAUUCAUUGACCGUUACCAGGUGGUGAAGAAGCUGGGAUGGGGCCACUUCUCCACUGUGUGGCUAGGCUGGGACAUUGAGUAAGUAUAAUAGUUACUGAUAACAUUGUUUUUGUUAUUGAUUGACCUUCGGUUUCAUAUUGUGAUUAUGACAGCUAAAGCAAGUGAUUCACAUUGUUUAUUUGUAUGCGCAGGAAGAGGCGUUUUGUGGCUCUGAAGGUGGUAAAGAGUGCUCCAACCUUCACAGAGACUGCUUUGGAUGAGAUCAAGCUUCUGAAAUGUGUCAGUAUUAUAUACCCAUGUUCAACCAUUUAUUCUCUGCUAUAUAGGCCUAAUCAGUGUAAUACCUUCCUUGUUCAUCAACCAGAGCCAAGCUUAUUAGGAACUAUUGUGUUUUAUUAGUUGCACAAUGGUGAUAAUGAAAAGUAAUGUUUACUCCCCAGUUAUGUCCUGUUAUCAAUUGCAUUUAGGUAAGGGACAGUGACCCAUCAGACCCUAAACGAGACACUGUUGUGCAGCUUAUCGAUGACUUCAAAGUCUCUGGAGUCAAUGGGGAGCGUAUCCUUUUAAAAGCCAUCCACAUGUUAUCAUUUUACCCAUGAUCUAUUUCUCAUACAAUAUGUGUCAUAGGUUAACUUGCACAUUUUGAGUGAAAUGGUUUCUCCUUAAUUCAGCUAUGUGCCAGAUGUAUGCAUGGUUCUUGAAGUGCUGGGUCACCAGUUGCUGAAGUGGAUCAUCAAAUCCAACUACACUGGCCUUCCCCUGCCCUGCGUUAAGAGCAUCCUCAGACAGGUGGUGUCUUUCCCCUGUGAUCUCCAAAUCCUCUCUAUCGUUUUAUCAUCCAGAGCAGCUUUUGUGAACGGAUGAUCUCCUUUGUGUGUUCCCUGGUGUCAUGUAGCCACAGUAUAUCACCAUUGUUGUCUCAUAUCACAGGUUUUCCAGGGCUUAGAUUACUUGCACACUAAAUGCAAGAUUAUCCACACAGACAUCAAGCCAGAGAACAUCCUUUUGAGAGUGGAUGAGGUUUACGUCCAGGAGUUGGCAGCCGACACCAAGCUACGGGAGCUGCCGGUGUCUCCUGCUCCCACAAGCUGUUCAGGUUAGGAUUGCUCUCUAUUCCAUGUUGGCAUACAUGUCAUUAAGUACAUAUUCCUCUGUCUGUUUUUUACUUAUUUUAUUUUUAGAUGGAGGGAAAUGGAAAAGAUUUGUUACAGAGAUAUGGAGAUGCAAUAACGAUGCUGAAUAUUAGGAGUGGUUGAUUAACAAGGUUAAUAUUACUUCAAUAAAUUUAGAUUUUUGUUCUCUGAUUUGAUUUCAUGCUCUCUUGUGCCCUGCUGAUCUCUUCAUCUACUACUGAUGCCAGCAAAUACCAGUCUAAGAGAGAAGCAGGUAUGUCAAUCAACGCUUUGUCUUGUUGUCUCAAAGCAUAAACCAACCAUACUGCUACAAAGGGGUAAACAUAGUUUCUGGUAAUCUUUUGAUGACCUCAUCUGUCACCUAUGUCUCUCUUACCCCUCCUAUCAUAACUUUGGUAUUAGAUUGUGUCAAACUUGUUGGGGAAGUUGACUGUGGCUUUCCAGACUCUUGGGGUUUGGGUAAGAUGGCCUUGGCAUUGUGAGUGUGUGCUGAUUCACUGCAUCUUGGCCCUAGGAAGGUCCUUCUGAAGGAAAGCAUUGAUCUGUGAAUCUAAAAAUGUGCUAUGUUAUUUGUUUUGGCUGUUGUCAAUAGUUACGGUAUUGUUUUAGGUUUUCUACUCAUUCAACCAUGAAAACAGAGCAGUGGUGUGUGUGUUAUGAGAAAUGUGUAUUAAUCAUUAACUUGCACAUUAACUGCAUUUCUGAAUGAAGAUGCACAGUCUACUCAUUGCGAUUUGUAUUCAUUCAGUAUGUAUAACUACACCUUUGCAUUUGUAGUGAAAUUGUUCACCUUGAUCAACUCACUGAAAAUUAGCAUGCACUGCAUGAAAAAGGGAUUUGUGGUACUGAUAUUUAAUGAAAUGUACCAUAUUUGCAGAGAUUGUUAGAAAAUAUUUUUUAACACUGUUGCGUGCUGCAAAAUGAGAGAUGACCCAUUUUUAAGUUUCCCAUCAUACUCCUGUGACUGUGUUCAUAGACCGGGAAGGUCUCCAGGAUCCCGAGGGCCAGGUUGUCGAGAAAGGAGAACAAACAUCAACAGCCGCAGCAGGGCGAGGACACUUUAGUUGACCGUCAGAAGAGGGCGAAACCUCAUGUGUCAUUCUCUAAUAUCACCACUCCAUGUAGCACUCCUAGUUCCACCUCUUCCUCUAAGUCUUCAGGUCCUGUGUGUGCUACUUGGAGACAGACCCUGCUGCAUGAAGAAGCAAUGGGCUCUGACAGCAAGGAGUCAGCCUUGUCACCGAUGGAAGAUGCACCAUCAUUGACUACAAUGUCUCUCCGCUCUAGACAUUCUGCAGUGUUACAUCAUUCUACCCAGAGAGACAACCAGCCCUCAUCACCAUCACAUGGUCAGUCUUGCUCUGGAGGCGGCUGUAUGGAGUAUAUUGUCACAGCAUAUUUCCGUGUAGUAUACGUCAGAAUACCUGUCCAGCUUUCAAUUGAACUUUAAUGAUUUGCAAUAUAGUAUUUCAUGCAUAUGCUGAUGAUUAUGUUUAAUUACACUGAGUGUACAAAACAUGAGGAACACCUUCCUGAUAUUGAGUUGCAACCCCUUUUGCCCUCAUAACAGCCUCAAUUCAUUGGGGCAUGGACUCUACAAGGUGUCGAAAGCAUUCCACAGGGAUGCUGGCCCAUGUUGACUCCACUGCUUCCCACAGUUGUGUCAAGUUGGCUGGCUGUCCUUUGGGUGGUGGACCAUUCUUGAUACAAACGUGAAACUCUUGAGCGUGAAAAAAAUAAACAGCAGCGUUGCAGUUCUUGACACACUCAAACCGGUGCGCCUGUCACCUACUACCAUACCCCGUUCAAAGGCACUUAAAUCUUUUGUCUUGCCCAUUCACCCUCUGAUGGCAACAACAUCACAAUCAUGCCAUUGCUCAAGCUAAAAAUUCCUUCUUUAACCUCUACGGAUCGGUGUCCCCGUAUACGGGAUUGUUGAGCUAAUGUGCGCUAAUGUGAUUAGCAUGACUGUUGUAAGUAGCAGCAAACUCUCCAGGACAUAGACAUGUCUUAAAUGGGCAGAAAGCUUAAAUUCUUGUUAAUCUAACUGCACUGUCCAAUUUACAGUAGCUAUUACAGUGAAAAAAUACCAUGCUAUUGUUUGAGGAGAUUGCACAACAACAAAAGUUCCCGCAACUGGUGAUACAUUCACCUCUGCAGUAAUAAGUACUUACAUUCGUGGGGGCAUAGCUUGUGUUUUUGAGUAACAUUCUAUCCCGCGCCGACUAGGUGAAAUCGAAUGUGCCUUGAGCAAGGCACUUAACCUUCCUGUACUCUGGUAAGAGCUCUGCUAAAUCAAAAUGUAAAUAAUUGUAUCUUGCUCUAAUUUGUAAUCGUGAGGGUCCCAGAGAGAAAAUGUAGCAUAGUUUUGUUUGAUAAAAUCAAUUUUUAUAUUCAAAUAUAGGAACUGGGUUCUACAGUUUGAACCCUUGCUGUCUCUGGCUCCACACCCACCCUGCCCGGCCAUCUAGAUGUGUGAAAGUUAGUGUAUAAGCUAAUGAUCCAUCAUGUAUGACAUUCCUGGGAGUGUGUAAACUUACAUUUUGUAUUACCAUAUCAUUUGUGUUGUUCACUAUAGUUAUGUACUUGAAAAUAUAUCAAUUGAUCAAUUCAGCACAUUUGGGCAGACUUGAUACAAAAUAGUCCAGUAUGCAAAGCUUCACUGGAUCAAUCUGAAACUUUGCACACACACUGCUGCCAUCUAGUGGCCACAAUCUGAAUUGCGCCUAAACUGCAAUAUUAUAUUGUGGCCUUUCUCUUGCAUUUCAAAGAUGAUGGAACCAAAAAAUAUAAUAAAGCAUGUUUUUUUGUUUGUAUUAUCUUUUACCAGAUCUAAUGUGUUAUAUUCUCCUACAUUAAUUUCACAUGUCCACAAACUUCAAAGUGUUUCCUUUCAAAUGUAAUCAAGAAUAUGCAUAUCCUUGCUUCAGGUCCUGAGCUACAGGCAGUUAGAUUUGGGUAUGUCAUUUUAGGCGAAAAUUGGAAAAAACGGUCCGAUCCUUAACAACUUAACCUCUCUUCUCUCCUUCAUCUACACUGAUUGAAGUGGAUUUCACAGGUGACAUCAAUAAGGGAUCAUAGCUUUCACCUGGUCAGUGUAUCUAUGUCAUAGAAAGAGCAGGUGUUCCUAAGGUUUUGUAUACUCCGUGUAUAUGAAUGAUAUUGGAUGUUGUAAUACCUCAUACAUAGCAACCAUUUUGCACCAGAGCACUCACGGCGCAUCCAUUAUUGUAGUGGAUAAGUAUUCAGUAAUAUCUAUCUGCGCCAUCUGCAUUUGUUUCAGGGUUCAGUGAAACAGAGCUGUUGAAGAAUCUUCUGAAGCCACAGAAUGCUGAUGAAAUCAGCAUCAAGAUUGCAGAUCUGGGCAACGCCUGCUGGGUGGUGAGUUACUAUCUGACAGACAUUGUGUAUUUGAAUGAAUAUACACUACCGGUCAACAUUUUUAGAACACCUACUCAUUCAAGGGUAUUUAUUUAUUUUUUACUAUUUUCUACAUUGUAUAAUAAUAGUGAAGACAUCAAAACUAUGAAAUGACACAUAUGGAAUCAUGUAGUAACCAAAAAAGUGUUAAACAAAUCAAAAUAUAUUUUAUAUUUGAGAUUCUUUAAAUAGCCACCCUUUGCCUUGAUCACAGCUUUGCACACUCUUGGCAUUCUCUCAACCAGCUUCACCUGGAAUGCUUUUCCAACAGUCUAGAAUGAGUUCCCACAUAUGCUGAGCACUUGUUGGCUGCUUUUCCUUCACGCUGCGGUCCGACUCAUCCCAAACCAUCUCAAUUUGGUUGAGGUCGGGGCAUUGUGGAGGCCAGGUCAUCUGAUGCAGCACUCCAUCACUCUCCUUCUUGGUAAAAUAGCCCUUACACAAGCCUGGUCAUUGUCCUGUUGAAAAACAAAUGAUAGUCCCACUAAGCCCAAACCAGAUGGGAGGCGUAUCGCUGCAGAAUGCUGUGGUAGCCAUGCUGGUUAAGUGUGCAUUGAAUUCUAAAUAAAUCAGUGUCACCAGCAAAGCACCAUAACACCACAUCCUCCAUGCUUUACGGUGGGAAAUACACAUGCGGAGAUCAUCUGUUCACCCACACCGCGUCUCAUAAAGACAUGGCGGUUGGAACCAAACGUCUCCAAUUUGGACUCCAGACCGAAGGACACAUUUCCGCCGGUCUAAUGUUCAUUGCUCGUGAUUCUUGGCCCAAGCAAGUCUCUUCUUAUUAUUGGUGUCCUUUAGUAGUGGUUUCUUUGCAGCAAUUCGACCAUGAAGGCCUGAUUCACACAGUCCCCUCUGAACAGUUGAUGUUGAGAUGUGUCUGUUACUUGAACUCUGUGAAGCAUUUAUUUGUUCUGCAAUUUCUGAGGCUGGUAACUAAUGAACUUAUCCUCUGCAGCAGAGGUAAAACUGGGUCUUCCAUUCCUGUGGCAGUCCUCAUGAGAGCCAGUUUCAUCAUAGCGCUUGAUGGUUUUUAUGACUGCACUUGAAGAAACUUUCAAAGUUCUUGAAAUGUUACAUAUUGACUGACCUUCAUGUCUUAAAGUAAUUAUGGGCUUUCAUUUCUCUUUGCUUAUUUGAGCUGUUCUUGCCAUAAUAUGGACUUGGUCUUUUACCAAAAUGGGCAAUCUUCUGUAUAACUUUUAAGAAGGCACACCUGUUAAUUUAAAUGUAUUCCAGGUGACUACCUCAUGAAGCUGGUUGAGAGAAUGCCAAGAGUGUGCAAAGCUGUCAUCAAGGCAAAGGGUGGCUAUUUGAAGAAUCGCAAAUAUAAAAUAUAUUUUGAUUUAUUUAACACUUUUUUGGUUACUACAUGAUUCCAUAUGUGUUAUUUCAUAGUUUUGAUGUCUUCACUAUUAUUCUACAAUGUAGAAAAUAGUAAAAAUAAAGAAAUACCUUUGAAUGAGUAGGCGUUCUAAAACUUUUGACCGGUAGUGUAUGUAUUAAAUAGGGUACCUUAAAUGACAAAACACAUUAAAAUAAAAUUCAACAGGCUACUAUUAAGUAAUUGCUCAUGGUAUGGAGGGCUAAUUAUUCACCUCUGCUCUCCUCCAGUACAAACACUUCACAGAGGACAUCCAGACCUGUCAGUACCGCUCUGUGGAGGUCCUGAUUGGGGCUGACUAUGGCACUCCUGCAGACAUCUGGAGCACAGCCUGCAUGGUGAGAACCCAGGAGCACCACAUCCACACUUAUGACUGUCCAUAAUAUCUAUUACUAAGAACUCUUACAUUUCCAUACAGGCAUUUGAGCUGGCCACUGGGGAAUAUCUGUUUGAACCCCAUUCAGGGGACAACUUCUCUCGAGAGGAAGGUAAGCCUUGUCCUUUCUCCUCUCUGUCCUGUGUUUUCCUGGUGAUUUUGUUCUUGCUCAAAACAAAAAACAAAUGCUAUAAUAUUUAUUUUACCAGGAUAGUCCUAUGUCUCCUUUCAGAUCACAUUGCUCAUAUAAUUGAGUUGCUGGGACCCCUUCCAUCCCAGUUUGCCCUCUCAGGGAGAAACUCCAGGCGAUAUUUCAAUCACAAAGGUAUAUCUAUUCACAAUGACUUGUGAACUGUUGUAUACACUAAUGGUUUACACUAAUGGUUUCUUGUAGGAUAUGAUUCAUAUUUUUGUGAAAAAGUACCCUUAUUUUAGUUUCACCCACACAAUGACUAUCAAAUUCCUUUUACAUAUCCUGUUCAGUCAAUACCUAGUUUAAUUAGGCACGAUUAUUUCCCUUGUUUGCUCACAGGGCAGCUGCGGCACAUCUCAAGGCUGAAGCCAUGGACUUUGUGUGAGAUCCUGCUGGAUAAAUACGAGUGGCCACGGGAGCAGGCAGUUCAGUUCAGUGCCUUCCUCAUCACCAUGCUGGAGCCCCUCCCAGAGAAGAGAGCCACUGCUGCCCAGUGUCUAAAACAUCCAUGGAUCUCCUCAUAGACAUCAUACUGCUACCUAGUGUCUGAACCCUUCUGGAUCCCCUCAUGGACACACAGCUGUCUUACCGAGGCCACAGAUGUUACACAGCUGAAGUCCCUUAAUAUGAUGAUGACUUCAAGGGCAUUUCCACCACUUUUCCACCAUGUCAUUAUCUCCAGCACAAUACCAGUGUCUAAAUAUGUUAAAAUGGCGCAUUUCUACGUUUUGUAGAACAAAAUAUAAAUUAAAAAAGUUCUACCCGAUGACAUCAUCAAAAGUUAAAACAUUUAAAAAAAUAUGUGCUUUCAAACACUGUGAGAUUCGCGGCGACGUGGGGAGCAAGAAAAUACCCUCCCUCUGGCUAGAAACUUGUUGCCGGUUUAGAAAAUCAGUUUCUCUUACUUUUAAUCCUACCCUGUGAUGUCACAGAGAAGUAUUUUUU
Messenger RNA from Coregonus sp. 'balchen', 7860 nucleotides. NCBI's taxonomy places the organism in Eukaryota, Metazoa, Chordata, Actinopteri, Salmoniformes, Salmonidae. The record is from the annotation of a GenBank genome assembly.